Molecule: messenger RNA, 1912 nt
Organism: Lineus longissimus
Lineage: Eukaryota; Metazoa; Nemertea; Pilidiophora; Heteronemertea; Lineidae
Product: tubulin alpha chain-like
Exons: 3
Coding region: 183-1535 (450 amino acids)
Biological process (GO): microtubule cytoskeleton organization; mitotic cell cycle
Cellular component (GO): cytoplasm; microtubule
Molecular function (GO): structural constituent of cytoskeleton; GTP binding
Source: RefSeq, a predicted model, not a curated record
GCCUGCCAGCAGGGACAUAACCGCCACCUGCGGUGAGCACUCGCAGUGUCAUAAUUAUAUGAUGCCAUCCCUUAUGUGCUUCAUUUCCACUGUAGGCGUUCAUCAGAGUUGAAGGUGGACCGACAUCACACGAACUUCACUAUUAAUACCUGAAUUCGCCUGCUUCGACUCAAAUCUUCAAAAUGCGCGAAGUUAUAUCCAUCCAUGUCGGCCAAGCUGGUUGUCAGAUCGGCAAUGCCUGCUGGGAGUUGUAUUGCUUGGAGCACGGUAUCCAGCCUGAUGGCCAGAUGCCCAGUGACUUGACUAUCGGAGGUGGCGACGACUCCUUCAACACCUUCUUUAGUGAGACUGGUGCUGGCAAACACGUCCCAAGAGCUAUCAUGAUCGAUUUGGAACCAUCAGUGAUCGAUGAGGUCCGAAGUGGAACCUAUCGCCAGCUCUUCCACCCUGAGCAGCUCAUCAGUGGUAAGGAAGAUGCCGCCAACAACUACGCCCGUGGUCACUACACGGUUGGGAAGGAGUACAUUGACCAAUGCCUGGACAGGAUCCGUAAGCUUGCUGACCAGUGCACUGGUCUUCAAGGUUUUCUUGUAUUCCACUCAUUCGGUGGUGGUACCGGGUCCGGCUUCACUUCUCUUCUCUUGGAAUAUCUCUCAAGGGACUACGGAAAGAAGUCCAAGUUAGAAUUCGCCAUUUAUCCGGCGCCCCAGGUCUCCACCGCUGUCGUUGAGCCGUACAACUCCAUUUUGACGACCCACACCACCCUAGAGCACUCGGACUGCGCCUUCAUGGUCGACAAUGAAGCCAUCUACGAUAUCUGCCGCCGUAAUCUUGAUAUUGAUAGACCAACCUACACGAACCUGAACAGGAUAAUAAGCCAGGUCGUCAGUUCCAUUACUGCUUCUCUGCGAUUUGAUGGUUCUCUUAACGUUGACUUGACCGAGUUCCAGACGAACUUGGUACCCUAUCCUCGUAUCCACUUCCCAAUGGCAACCUAUGCGCCAAUCAUCUCAACUGAAAAGGCUUACCAUGAGCAGAUCACUACGGCAGACAUCACCAACUCUUGCUUCGAACCACAAAACCAAUUGGUCAAAUGUGACCCGCGUCAUGGCAAAUACAUGGCGUGUUGCUUGCUCUACCGAGGUGACAUCGUCCCCAAAGACGUGAACGCAGCGAUAGCCGCCAUCAAAAGCAAGAGGACUAUCCAGUUCGUCGAUUGGUGUCCGACAGGCUUCAAGGUCGGAAUAAACUACCAGCCUGCAACGGCCGUACCGGGAGGUGACUUGGCCAAGGUGCAGCGUGCUGUCUGCAUGUUGAGCAACACCACCGCCAUCGCAGAGGCUUGGGCUCGCCUUGAUCACAAGUUCGAUCUUAUGUACGCCAAGCGCGCCUUUGUCCACUGGUAUGUCGGUGAAGGUAUGGAGGAGGGCGAGUUCUCCGAGGCUCGCGAGGAUAUGGCAGCCCUAGAGAAAGACUACGAGGAAGUAGGCAUGGACUGUGCUGACGAAGAAGAAGAAGAAGAUGAUGAAUAUUAAUGAUGUGGGAAUGUUUCCUGAGGGAGCUUGGGGAAGGACAAGCCGUCAAGGCUGUUAAGGACAGUGGGUAUUAAUUAAGUCACAUCCAGAGCAGACACACGGCCGACAAUUCAUUUUUGAAGAACUAUCUUCGACUUCCUUUCCGGACGGAUACUUACCUAAACCUUUUCAUAGAUGUAACUAGCAGUUGUAUUUGAAAGAGCCCGUGAGAACAUCUUUUAAACACGAGUUUAUCAACUCUAAGAUAAGAACAACCACAAUAUAUAGUUGCAGGAAUUGACUUCUAAUUGCGUUUUAAUGCCAUGGCUGCAUGCUCUCAUCAACUCCAAACAUUGAUGUCCUAGAACUUUUGGAUCAGCUUCUCCGAUUAAACUGGU